AACAUUUACUUUGGCUGUAAGUCUCUUAAAGAAAAGCUAUAUAUGUACCAUGCAAGCAUCGGUGUCUCAGAAAUCGUCGAUUUCAUCUACUUCUCCUGUCGACACUGUAACACCUACCCCAACUCAGCCAAUUCCGAAGAAAUCGCAACAGAUUAAAACAGAUAAACCACGACCCCAUGUUUGUAACUUGUGUACCAGAGCAUUUGCCCGAUUGGAACAUUUGAAGCGACACGAACGUUCCCACACCAAUGAGAAACCGUUCCAAUGUGGUGCUUGUGGUAGAUGUUUUGCCAGACGUGACUUGGUCUUAAGGCAUCAACAAAAAUUACAUUCCAAUUUGCCAAAUAUUUUAAUGAUGAAUAACAGGCGACAUUCAAGUGUUGGUAGUGUGUCUAAGGAUAAUGACGAGCAUAUAAUUGUGUUGCCAAACAAUACAAGUGCAACUGCUCCCUUGCCUUCGGACAGACAACAACAACAACCAGUACCCCAGUUUAAUACAAAUUUGUUUGACCAAUCACCAUCAACAAGUCAUACCAUCCAGCCAUCUAAUUCUUCACCAAAUCCAACUGUAACUAGCCAAGACUCCCCACAAACAAGAGUCAAUAUAACCUUACACAGUAGUCACCAUAGAAAUAGUGUAUCAUUUGGACCACCUCUGAAGCAGAAGCCAAAACUGUCAAGUCAACAUCCUUCGCCUAAUUCCGAAAAGCAACUGGCCAAAACCACACCACUACCUAAUCAUUUGGCAAACAACCAUCAUUAUCGUCAUGUCCUGUUUUCAGCUACUUCAGGUACUUCUUAUACAAAUCACAGGGACGAGAUAGACAUUCAAGAACAUCAAAUUAACCUUAAUGAUUCUGCACCUUUACAAGUAGAAUUUGCUACGCCUCAAUUGCACCCUCAAGACGAAGAUGACAAUGGAGAAGACUAUCAUAAGAUUUUGGACUUGCAUAAUUUUGAAUUAAUGGAUUGGAAUUUAAACAAACCAAAAGAUAAGCUUGUAAACCAACAUCACAACAAUGCGACAUCUAGCCAUAUGAAUCAUUCACAAAGUAUGCCAGGUGCAAUCGGCUUAACUCCGUUUGAAUUUAAUAUCCACCCUCCCAAUGAUAUUAAUAUGAUUCAGCAUUUGUUUGAUGAAAAUAGCACAACCAGUUCAUUGCCCUUGGACUGGAAGAAUGUCAAGAAGGAAGUUUCUGAUAAACCUAUACCUGACAGCAAGUCCAAUAAAUCAACCAAGAAACAAAAAGCAAAUAAUGGUAUGCCUAUAAAUAUACCUAAUAAUGACAAUGAUUGGGUGAAACAGUUGAUUACCACUCCAUAUCCUGAAGAAGAUAUACCAUUUAGCAGUAUUCCUGGUAGCUUGGACGAUUUGCAAGGUGUGUUUGGCUCAACCAGUUUAGUGGAUUCCAAUAUACCCAAGGCAAAUGCAGUCAGUUCGAUGUUUACAAAGAGACAACAUGAAUUAAUGCACCAAUUAAUGAAGACUGAUUCAGCCCAUGAUCCUGCUCCCAAACAGGAUGGUAAUAAUACAAACGUUGAAUAUUCCGUUAGUUUACCUUCGACAUUUUUCUUGAAUCAAGCCAAUUUUAUAACUUUUGAAUUAAGAAAACGCAUGAUUAGUGGAUACACUGGGGGAUCUAUUGACGUUGAGAAAUUCCCUAGCGUGUCUGAUUUGAACCAUUAUAUUCAAUUGUAUGAAUAUGGAUUUAACAAGUAUUAUCCAUUCAUUCAUUUGCCUUCUUUGAAGAAUCCUAUGGUCAAUAAUAGUGAAAAUAUUCCCUUGCUUUUGUCAAUUGCAGCCAUUGGAGCAUUGUACGCUUAUAAUGAUUCGGAUACAUUGAUACUUUUUAAUCUAUCUAAAUUCCACAUUCAGCUGUUUUUCGAGCGUGAAAUCACAUUGAAUAACUUGCAUUUUAAAAAGGUUCCACUUAUGGCCCAUCAAUGUCUUGUAUUGCAUAUUUUCAUAUCAUUAUUUUUGAAUGAACUGAAUAUGAUUGAUAUAACUUCGAGACAAAUUAAAUCGAUGAUUGGGUUGAUCAAAUCGACAAAUUUCAAUGAACCAUUGGAGCAAUUAUUAAUACCACCACCCGAAGCACAAGCUGACAAGACCCAGCUCAUUCAAAAUAAUUUUGAUUAUUUCAUUAUGGCCCAAUCCAGAAUCAGAACAUUACAGGUUUUCUAUCUGUUACAAACUUUCCGAUCUACUUUAAUUGGGGUCCCAAUUUACCUCAAUUCAUCAUUAUUGAAGAGUGGGAAUUAUUGUAAUAAUGAAAAACUAUGGUGGUGUGAAACUUCGUUGGACUGGUUUAAUGAACGGAAAAAGUCAAAUUUAAGUUUAAUUGAAAUGAGCAAUGGUAUCAAUAUGGAUCAGCUUAUUAGUUGUAUCAAUAACAAUACAACUGCUCCCGAAGUUAAAUUAUCAUACAAUAAUUUGCUUACUUUGUUAUUUUACAUUAGUGAACGAAUUGAAGCCGUCAGACCACAACCAUUUAGUUAUAUUCAAUGGCAGAAUAAAGUUAAACCUGACAUGGUUAAACUUGUUUCAAACUGGGAACUUAAAUAUUACCAGAAUCAUGGUACAACAUCAUUGAAUAUUACAACAUACAAUAGAAAUUUACUUAAUGCUCAACAUGAGCUUAAGUUAGUGGUGCCAUUGCUUUUAAUGAUUAAAAUCAAACUUGAAUUGUAUUCAUUGACCUCGUUGGUUUCACCUGUAUUGCAUAAGGACUGGCAAGAAAUGAACAAAGCUUGGGACAAGUUGCACUAUGAAGAAUCAAAUUAUGGUGUAUUAACCAAUACGUUGCCCCAUUCCAGAGAUUUAAUCCAAUUAUGGGUAUACAAUAUUGAAACUAUAAAUUAUGAUGUCAGACAAACUUCAUUACGUACACCAGUAUUAUUCUGUGUGGGAUUAUUUGUUAGCAUCAUUAUUUUAACGACAUAUUUGGAUUAUAUUGAAAAGAAUUGUGAACAUCGUGAUAUUUCCAAUAUGGAAUUGGUGCAUUGGUUCAAGUGUCAUGAUAUUUUAAACAAGGUAGAUAAAGUGUUGAGUCCAAGUUUGAAGAGUUCAUAUUCAGAAUUGCUUACUAAUCAAGUUAAGGAAAUUAUAAUUGAUGAAUCUGCAAUCACUAAACUUAUGGAGUUAACUCAAGAAAGGGAACAUUGUGAUGAUGCUUUGUCUCAAGGUAUAAAUAUUGAAGAAAACACCGAGAAAGUCCAUGAAUUGAACCAAUUGAUUCGUGAUGAGAUUGUGAAGUGUCAACUUUCAAUCAAGGUUAUUAAUUUGGGGAUUAGGAUCUUGGCUGAUGCGCCAGUCUGGCCAGUUUCUAUGGGAUUUGCAGAGGCGUUAAAAUUCAGAGCUAUUUAUUUAAGAGAGUAAACUUACAAUUAUUUAUUCAAAAUAAAACAAAUUUGUAUUAUAUAAAUUCAACGACUAUAAUAAGAUGAAAACUUAAAGGCAAACAUUAAUUAUUCUAAAAAUCUAAAAACUCUACUCUAAGCAUUGAAAAUUUGAUCAACUGUAUCAAAUAUAGAUUCUUCAAGAGUUAUAUAGUCAAACCCAAGAAUCUUAUUGGUUCUGGAAUUGUCAAAUUUUUGAAUCGACCUAUUGAUCUCUUCAUUUCUAGAUUCAUCACCUCUUGGAACUGUAGUAUUAGGAAAUCUACUGUUAAUGAUGUUGGCAAUUGUAUCAAGAGUGUAGCUUGAAGAUGCAGUGAAUAAUCUUUGCAGUACAGCUUCGUCAUUUUCGAAUGCAACUAAAUGAGCACGAGCUACAUCUCUAACAUCAACGAAAACACUACCGUCAGCGGGAAUAGGAUCACCUUUAGUUAACUUAACAACAGAGUUCACAACUUCAUUAGAAAGGUUUAAGUUAGCCUUAUCUUUAACGACAUAAGCUUGAGGACCAAACACAAAAGGUGGAGUAACAAACGAAAUAUCAAAAUUGACAUUUUCCUUAGUAGCAAAAGCUUGAGCAGCCAAUUCGGCAUACUUCUUAGAACCAAGGUAACCGAAAAAUGGAUUUUCUAAACUUUCUUCAUAGGUAAUUGGGUUCCAAUCAUCUUCCGUAUAAACUUGUUCUCCAUCGAAAUAAGGACCAAAGCCAAAAAUAUUAACGGCAGAAGCAGUAAUGACUACCUUUUUUAUUUGAGGACCAUAACGCUUAAUAGCAUUAAGAGCGUUGACUGUACCUACAAUUGCAGGCUUCAAUAAAUCUUUUUCAAUGUCUUCAACUGCGAAUGUAACUGGAGAAGCAGUAUGCAAGAAAACAGUAACCUCGGGGUGCUUCUUAAGAACUUCAUCGAAAGCAUUUUUUUCAGUAAGCGAGGCAACAAUUUCAAAGGAGAACUUAUCAUUUUGGAUUAAUGAUUUCAAUUGUUCACCUUUUUGAUGCGAUCUGACUGAACCAAUAACAGUGUAUCCCUUAGCAAGCAAUUGUUUAAUUAUAUGUUGGGCAAUGAAACCAUUAGCACCAGAAACGAAAACAGAAGUAGAAGUCAUUUUCAAUUUGAUUGUGUAAUGUUGUUGUAAUUAAGUGUAUUUAUCUUAAUGAUAAU
Spathaspora passalidarum NRRL Y-27907 is the source of this 4556-nucleotide messenger RNA. RefSeq lists its product as uncharacterized. NCBI's taxonomy places the organism in Eukaryota, Fungi, Ascomycota, Pichiomycetes, Serinales, Debaryomycetaceae. The record is from RefSeq and is a predicted model, not a curated record. Gene Ontology annotation, biological process: regulation of transcription by RNA polymerase II. Gene Ontology annotation, molecular function: RNA polymerase II cis-regulatory region sequence-specific DNA binding; DNA-binding transcription factor activity, RNA polymerase II-specific. The coding region runs from base 50 to 3379 and encodes 1109 amino acids. Gene Ontology annotation, cellular component: chromatin. The transcript is spliced from 2 exons.